Molecule: messenger RNA, 3505 nt
Organism: Lemur catta (Ring-tailed lemur)
Lineage: Eukaryota; Metazoa; Chordata; Mammalia; Primates; Lemuridae
Gene: TM6SF1
Product: transmembrane 6 superfamily member 1
Exons: 10
Coding region: 55-1152 (365 amino acids)
Cellular component (GO): lysosomal membrane
Source: RefSeq, a predicted model, not a curated record
GGGGCGGGGCGCCCGGGCGCGAUGCGGUGAAGGGCGCGCGGCGCGGCGGCCGCGAUGAGUGCGUCUGCGGCCACGGGGGUCUUCGUGCUGUCCCUCUCGGCCAUCCCGGUCACCUACGUCUUCAACCACCUGGCGUCCCAGCACGAUUCCUGGACAAUUGUAGGGGUUGCUGCCCUCAUCCUGCUGCUGGUAGCCCUGCUGGCUCGUGUCCUUGUCAAAAGAAAGCCACCCCGGGACCCGCUGUUCUACGUGUUUGCAGUUUUUGGAUUUACCAGCGUGGUGAACCUCAUCAUAGGACUGGAACAAGAUGGGAUCAUCGACGGGUUCAUGACGUACUAUUUGAGAGAGGGCGAACCGUAUCUGAACACCGCAUAUGGGCACAUGAUCUGCUACUGGGAUGGCUCUGCUCAUUAUCUGAUGUACCUGGUGAUGGUGGCAGCCAUAGCAUGGGAAGAAAGUUAUAGAACCAUUGGCCUCUAUUGGGUUGGAUCUAUUAUUAUGAGCAUUGUUGUUUUUGUGCCAGGAAACAUUGUAGGAAAGUAUGGAACACGAAUUUGCCCUGCUUUUUUCUUAAGCAUACCAUAUACUUGUCUUCCUGUUUGGGCUGGUUUCAGAAUCUAUAAUCAGCCAUCAGAAAAUUAUAAUUAUCCCUCAAAGGUUGUUCAAGAAGCCCAAGCAAAGGACCUGCUGAGAAGACCCUUUGAUUUAAUGUUGGUCAUGGGCCUCCUCCUGGCAACUGGAUUUUGCCUGUUCAGAGGCUUGAUUGCUUUGGAUUGCCCAUCUGAGCUCUGCCGAUUAUACACACAACUCCAAGAACCCUACCUGAAGGAUCCUGCUGCUUAUCCUAAAAUUCAGAUGCUGGCGUAUAUGUUCUAUUCUGUCCCUUACUUUGUGAUUGCGCUUUAUGGCUUAGUGGUUCCUGGAUGUUCCUGGAUGCCUGAUGUCACGCUGAUACACGCUGGAGGUCUAGCUCAGCGAAUACUUGGUUAUGAAAUGGAUUCUCACCUCAGGGGGGUACCUGAUACAGUCAUCAUAAGAAGCACUCUCUGUAAUCUUGAUCAGCACCCUUGCUUGCUGAAACUGCCAUUCCUAAUUCAGAAGCCUUAUGCAUUCAUGAUCCCAACUAAUUUACUAAAACCUGCUUUUAUUUAAAGAUUAGUGAACUCCCAAGAGUCUAUGCAAUUUAACAACAAAAACCACAAAAAACCAACCUUUGAAAAGUUCUAGAUCAGUAUAGAUCAAUGUUGGGUAAUUACUGGGUCCCUGAUUUCAGACCAUGUAGGAAUCUGCCAAAUCUGCUGCCUUCAGAAAUCAAAAAGAUCAAUCCAAAAGUAAAAGAAAAUUGAAUAAAAUAAAAUAAAACCAUUUUAGACCAAAGAGUUCCUUUGGGGACUUAUUUAUAACCCAAUGAUCUUUUCAUGUAAAAUGCUUACCACAGGAUUAAAGCUGCAAGUUUAAUUUGAAAAGCAUUAUAGGCUGCUUAGAUCUACUUAUUAGCAUUUCCUAUCAAUUGGUAUUUUCUAUGCUAAAAUAUCACUGAAAAUGAAAAAAAAAAAUCAGAGCCAGUAUAGUUAAUAUGGUUAAGAGCAUAAGGUCUGGAGGCAGGCUGCUUCCUGCGUGAGCCUGUCACUGAUUAGCACAGUGACCUGGUUACUUUACCUCACUGAUCUUGUUUCCUCUUCUGUGAAGUGAGGACAUACCUUUCUCAGAGCUGCUGUGAGUUAAAUGAGGUAAUAGACAGGAAGGCUUAGAACAGUGCUUGGCACAUAGUAGCUGUGUAACUCUUUGCUGCUGUUAUCAUUAUUGAUAGAAGAUUCCCAGUAAGAAUUUGGAAAAAUGCCUUAUGUUGCUCAAUCUGUAGACAAAUUAACUAAGCGAUGUGUAUAAUUGCCAGAAAAACCAAAGAAAUUUGGAGAAAGCUUUGGGACAGCUUCAGAAAGGGUUUGGCAGGGAGACCCUGAAGCAGGAUCAGUUCCACUUCAGUGAGGCCACACCCCUUCCCACUGGCUGCCCUCAGACCUUCUAACUCCCUGGCUAUGCAGGGCCUUGGUCUGGAGGCUUACAUGUCGAUAAUCUGGUUGUAAAGAGUUGACUCCACUGGAAGCAAAUUUCCCGUUUCAUUUCCUUUAUGAAGACCUUUAAGAAAUAUCUGAGUGUAAAGGUUUAGGAAGAACAUGGAUAACUGGGAUCCUAAUGCAAAUCCCAUUCUACUCAUUUGCUUCUGGUGUGAUUCAUUACUAAAACAUCUUUCUUUAUUCAGUAUUAAAAUUAGACUUUGGGUUUAGCAUCUUUAGGUGCUUAUCCUUUUGUGGAGACAUUGACAAAUGGUCAAGAAGGGUGUCCAAAAACAAAGAGUCCAGGUUUUCAACAAAGUAGAGCACCAGAUCACAAAUAGGGGCUUCAGUUGAGUUUUGUAUUUGUGUCUAUGGAAUAGCCCUAGGUGCCUGGCACUAAGAAUAUCACAAAUAUCAACUCAUUGAACCUUCACAACAACCUAUGAGGUGGGUUCCAUUAUUAUCCAUGUUUACAGAUGAGGAAGCCAGAGGGUUAUAGCUCUUGCCCAAGGCCAUACUGCUGGCGUGCGGUGGAGAUGGGGUUUGACUCUGGUUCCAGAGUCCAUGUUCUGAACCACUAUACUAUGCUGCUCAGAAAACCCUAGGAAAAGAUAGCACAGUUCUGGAUCAGCAACUCACACUGUAUUGGCCAAACAGCCUUUCCUAACUAUUGUCCCAAUGGUCACAUUAGUUUUUGCUUAUAACAUUAACACUGGCACAUAACACUCUUUCAGUUCUUCCUUCUGGAGCUAGGAUUGUGAUUUUUAGUCAUCCUUUCCAGAUUGUCUCUGUAAAUAAAAGAAAACAGAACUAUUAAAAUUUAAGCUUUGUUCACUUUUAUUGUCUUUUCAUUCCAAUCAUCCAUUCUAAAAAAAUCAGAGUAUAUCUUAAUUACUUCUGUAAGAGGUAAGAUGAUUUAGAAUGCAAUAGAAGAAAAAUUAUUAGGAACUCAAACCUCACAUCACUAAAUUUUGGAGAUUUCUGGGAUCCACAUGUUAAUUCAGCAGCACCAAGUUCGUGGAGCCAGCCGACUCCAGAGUCGCGUGCAGGCUGAGCUCCUUAGGUCCUUCGCAGGGAGAUCUGCUGCUGCUGCUGGGGACAUCACCCAGCAGAUAUUGUCGGCCCUUUAUCAGCUGUGUGCUUAGGAAGGGAACCCUUCUCAGGUGAGACUGAGGUUUUUUGAAACUUCAGAACCCUGAACAUUUCACACCACAUGCCUUGGGAGGACACUGUGGCUGGGUGCUCAGCUGCUCGAGGUAUGGCAACCAUUACGCCUGUUAGAACUGUGAGCAGUACUGGGAGCUGCCGAUAACUGGCCUCAGAGUUCUCUCACAUACAAACACCUCUUUUGAUUAGCAAUGUAAUAAUCUUUGCCCUUGUUAAAUAAUUCCAAAUAAAAAGGUCUACUAAAAUAGGUACAAAAAUAGACAAAUGCUUUGUAGACUCUUAUU